AUGGGCCAGUGUAUAAAAGCGUUGGUUGAAUGUGAGUUCAUUAUCUAUCUAUCUAUCUAUCUAUGUCUGUUCAUUAUCUAUCGAUUACGAUCUUUUCAUAUCUAUCACUAUGUGUCUGUUCACUAUUUCGAUUUUUUUCCUAUCUAUCUAUCUAUCUAUCUAUCUAUCUAUCUAUCUAUCUAUCUAUCUACAUUCCUAAUGGUUGUUCCCAAAUUUAUCUAUUAUCCAUACUUAUCUCAUUCUGUUCGUAUCUAUCUAUCUAUCUAUCUAUCUAUUUAUCUAUCUAUCUAUCUCUGUUCACUAUUUCGAUCCUUUCAUAUCUAUCUAUCUAUCUCUGUUCACUAUUUCGAUCCUUUCAUAUCUAUCUAUCUAUCUCUGUUCACUAUUUCGAUCCUUUCAUAUCUAUCUAUCUAUCUAUCUAUCUAUCUAUCUAUCUAUCCUAAUGGUUGUGUAUUGGUGCAGACAUAUUUCUUUGUGUUACUCCAAUUAGGCCUUCGCAUUUUCUUCGUAUCAAUUCCACGUGAUAUAUCUUUGGCCAUUCAUAUGCAACGUCUGUCACGAGUUCCUAUCUAUCUAUCUAUGUUCAUUAUCUAUUUCGAUAUUUUCAUAUCUAUCACUAUAUGUCUAUUCACUAUUUCGAUUUUUUCUAUCUAUCUAUCUAUCUAUCUUCAUUAUCUAUUUCGAUCUUUUCAUAUCUAUCACUAUAUGUCUAUUCACUAUUUCGAUUUUUUCUAUCUAUCUAUCUAUCUAUCUAUCUAUCUAUCUCCGUCUGUUUACUAUCUCAGUUCAGUUUAUAUCUAUCUAUAUAUCUAUCUAUCUAUCUAUCUAUCUAUCUAUCUAUCUCAGUCUGUUUACUAUUUAUCUCAGUCUGUUUACUAUCUAUCUCAGUUUACUAUCUAUCUAUCUAUCUAUCUAUCUAUCUCAGUCUGUUUACUAUUUAUCUCAGUCUGUUUACUAUCUAUCUCAGUGUACUAUCUAUCUAUCUAUCUAUCUAUCUAUCUAUCUAUCUAUCUAUCUAUCUCAGUCUGUUUACUAUUUAUCUCAGUUCUGUUUACUAUCUAUAUAUCUCAGUCUGUUUACUAUCUAUCUCAGUUUACUAUCUAUCUAUCUAUGUCGAAAUAG
Molecule: messenger RNA, 1122 nt
Organism: Acanthosepion pharaonis
Lineage: Eukaryota; Metazoa; Mollusca; Cephalopoda; Sepiida; Sepiidae
Source: the annotation of a GenBank genome assembly